AUGUCGGAUCGCGCUGAGAAGCUGGUGGAGGUGUUGACGGCUCUGUCAAUGGCUGAGGCCUUGCCGCGCGGCACGGUGAAGGAAGAUGUGAUAAAUACCCGAGCACAUGUCGAACUGUCUCGCGAGACUCUUGGCAGACUGCUCAAGGACAUGCGGUCGGAGCUGUUCGACGUACAGAGCCUGCCGAACGAGCCGUUUACCGACUUUCUCAAGGAGUUCACCUUGGAUCAGCUUAAGAGCAAAGACUUUUGGGAGACUGUCCGGAGCCAACGGUUCCCCAAAGUUUUGCAUCAGCUUCAGCAACGGCAUUACAACUUGAGCAAGAGGUUGGACGAACAGACGCCCUUGGUUGAUCUCGUGGACAAGGCCUUACAGGAAGCUAGCGAGUGCAACGACAAGACGCCUCCGGAGGUCACGCUGAAGGCCCUGAAUACUCUCGACGAGAUGAAUAACAUUUGCACCCACCAGAUCCGGAACGAUAAGAAUACUGACAGCAACGCCCGCGAUGCUUUGCUGCUGAAGCAGGGGGAGAUCGCCAAGACGCGUCCAGUGCUGCAUGCUUUGCUCCAGGUAGCUGCAGGAUCUGAGUCCGCAGCGACCGCAGUGGAUCAGAACGCUUUUCUGGACGAGAUCGAAGCUGGUUUGAAAAAGAGCAGAUUCGAUCGAAAGCCCCUUUGCAGAGAGGAUUGCGAGCGCUUCCACAUCUACCUUAGCAAGGUGCUCUCCGAUCCUGAGUAUGACUCCAAGGACCGAGCUCGUCCGCUCUUGAAGUCCAUCAAUGCGCGGCUGAAGCGGAUCGAGAACAAGAGUGCCGCCGUCGUUGAGGUGAAGCAUGAUGCGGGAUCGCCCAAGCUCCCUGAGCAAGCGAAGAAGUCUUCUUCGAAGAAGCGAGCUGCUGCAGAGAUGACCACGGAGGAGAAGAAGGACGUGCGGCGAAAGCUGCAGAGGCGGUGGCGCAACGCCAAAAGUCUGGAGAAGAAGACUGAGCUGGACACAGAGAUUCGUGCUUUGGACGUUGAGAUCGCAGGCUUGAAGAUCAGCGAGGCUUUGCCAGGUAUGAGGCUAGCUCACGCCAAGACCGAACAGGCCUUGUCAUCAGCCAGCAAGGCUCUCGCUGCGGUGCAGGACAUUGUGACAGAUCUUGAGAACUCUCGCAUUUUGCAGAGUCACAGCAUGAACACGCUGGAGAAUUAG
Effrenium voratum is the source of this 1194-nucleotide messenger RNA. The record is from the annotation of a GenBank genome assembly. NCBI's taxonomy places the organism in Eukaryota, Dinophyceae, Suessiales, Symbiodiniaceae.